AUGUAUGCUUCUGAGGAAAGGACCAUAGAAACAGUGGAGGAACCGGUAUCACCAGGACAAGGGCUGGGAGAAGAGUUUCAUGGAGAUGGAUAUGAAGAAAGUAAUACUAGCAUUGAUGAAACAAAGUUUUCAGCCCGGGAACUUGACAGUAGCCCACUCCGAAGCUCAGUAACACAGUAUUCGGACGCAUUUAGCCACAAAGGACAAGACCUAGAGGAGCUGGGAGCAAUUCCAUCGACACUGUUUGAUUCACCGACAUCCAAGGAUGAAGCUGUGACAGGAGAAGACCACCCGGUACUUAAACGUACCCACAGCGGGCGGUUAUCUGCCAAUUCACUGAGUACAAAGUCUCCGAAAAUAUGGCAAGACUCAUCACCAGCAGCUUUACAGCCGUUUUACACCACUAUCAAUUGUACUGGAGCACGGCCGACAUACGUAAAACCAACUAUCGAUAAAGAUGUACUAAGAAAUGCCAAAACAUUGACGGAACAUGUUAGCCAAUCCACAGGAUUUCCCACAACAACACAACAUUGCCAUGAAUCUAACUCAAAUGACUUUGAAAAGAGCCAGGAAGCAGAUAAACCGGUUAAACUGUUCGAGUAUCCGUUUACAGAACCAUUGGGGUCAUAUGCAAAACACAAGACAAUACAAGAAAAUAUAGCUAACUGCCUCCCUAAUUCUUAUUCUGAAAAAUACGUGUCUAUUCCAAGUCGUUAUCUUCAAGUUACAAACCUCCCUAAAACUAUUGAAACAUGGGUGUUGAAAGAAAUUUUUGAAAAAUUUGGGGAUAUACAGGGAAUCUUAGCAAAAAAUCUCCGCAAAGAUGGGUCUGUUAUUGUUGGGUUUUACGAUAUUCGUGAUUGUAUUAGAAUUCAAAAACAGCUACGUCAUUAUCGGUUUUUUAAUGGUCGUUAUCUAGAAGCUCAAUUUUGUUCCAAAACCACAUUGGUGUCAAUAUUUAAAGAAAGUUCUAUGCUUCCAUUUCUUUCGGAAAACGAGGGUGAAAUCCUUAUAUCUUUUCAAGGCCCCAAUGAUAUAUCUAAAACCGCUUUGUUUAAUCUUUUAUCUUCAUACGGUGAUAUUCGUACAAUUAAAUCUCUUCUUGCAACUGUAAAAAAAGCCAUCAUUUGUGAGUAUUUUGAUAUUAGAGAUGCAGUCUUAGCCAUGGAAGAGUUGAAUGGUCGAGUAGUUCAGGAUAAUAAACUUCAUGUUACAUUUUAUGAAUCAGGUUUUAUUUCUUGGAAAGUAGUGUCUGAUGAAUUACAACAUUUACAAAACGAAAAUACUAUAUUAGAUCAAUUUAAAUCUUUGGAUAUUUCAGAAAGAAGAUUAAAUAACAUUACAGAUGAAUAUUUGGUCAAUCAUCAUGGAUCAACCAAUACCACCUCUCAUUCUAAACUUUCUCCUCCUUUGGGUUUUUUUCCUAAUAAGAAAAAUUCCACUGGAUCUGUUAUAGAUAGGUCUAAUUCAGUACCAUCAUAUUACUCUCUUCAUGAUGAAAAAUCGUCCUAUACAGUACAAACGCCUAACCCUCCUGAAAAAAUGGAUUAUUACAAAUGCGAUGUAAAGAAGCCCGUUUCUAUUCAAACGAAUAAUGGCUCUUACAUUUAUUUAAAAGAUCAAUUUUCGAAUACAGAUAGUUAUGUAGAUUGUUCAACAAUUAAAAAAUCAUUCGAUGAAACUAAGAUUAAAUCAUAUAAUCCUGCAUUUAUUCCAGGUAGCGCCCCGACUCAACGUCAUAUAUAUUCAGCAAAUAUGAAACGCAGCAUUACUCAUGAUGGCGUUUGGAUAGACCAUCCUACAUCAGUGACAGAGCAUUUGCCUCUUAAUUUAAAAUAUUCUUUUGAUGUCUUAAAAACUAUUAACAAUACUGUCCCUGGAGCAAAUUUGGUUACAGAAAAAAAUAAAGUAGAUUAUGAUCGAAUCACUCGAGGUUUAGAUAUGCGUACGACUAUUAUGAUUAAAAAUAUACCAAACAAAUUCACACAGCAAAUGUUACAAGAAUACAUUGAUGCAACAAAUUCGAAAACUUAUGAUUUUCUUUAUUUAAGAAUAGACUUUAGGAACCGUUGUAAUGUCGGUUAUGCUUUUGUAAAUUUUAUUGACCCUAUUUCUAUUGUUACUUUUGGUCAGGCUCGUGUUGGAACAAAAUGGAAUCGUUUUCACUCAGAUAAAAUUUGUGAUAUUUCAUACGCUAAUAUUCAAGGAAAGGAAUGCCUUAUUGAAAAAUUCCGUAAUUCUUGUGUAAUGGAUGAAGAUCCGUCUUAUCGUCCUAAGAUUUUUGUUUCUCAUGGUCCAGCAACAGGAGAAGAACAGGAAUUUCCUGCUCCUAACAAUCCAAGAAGAAAAUUGAGAUCUAUUGUGAGUGCUCAACAAUUUGGGCUUUUCCCUCCCGUUGGAUCAAGGACACCUUGGAGUAUACGCGAAGAACAUACAUUUAUAUAA
This is a messenger RNA of Pneumocystis jirovecii RU7, 2445 nucleotides long. RefSeq lists its product as uncharacterized. The record is from RefSeq and is a predicted model, not a curated record. NCBI's taxonomy places the organism in Eukaryota, Fungi, Ascomycota, Pneumocystomycetes, Pneumocystales, Pneumocystaceae. Gene Ontology annotation, molecular function: RNA binding. The transcript is spliced from 11 exons. Bases 1 to 2445 code for a protein of 814 amino acids.